AUGUUGCCCUAUAACUUAUCGUGGAUACCUAAUAAUAUGCAUAAAUCACAUAUACGACCUGUCUUACGAUGUGCAAUUUGUGCUUGGAUCUCUCUGUUGUUGACUUUAAUACCUCGUACCGAAGCAUUUCUUGGUAGAUCUAGUUUUAUUAUACUAUUAGCUGCAUUUUUAUCGCCCCCUUCAGACCCCUUUAUCUCCGUCCUCGAGAAGGAAACCGUUAUUCAGUUGACGGUAUCAGGUGCAUAUGCAUGGAGCUGUCUAGGCGUAUGGCUCGCGAAUUUGGCUCGUAAUGAGUUCAAUCCAAGUGUUAGUGAACACGAGAUCCUUAAUGGUCGAUACAUUGAAGCAAUACCUAGCCUCAUAUGCGCGAUAUUUUUGUGCAUCGGAACAUCGAUAUUGCUCUAUCUGCGAGCUAAAAUGGGUCAAGGCAAACCAGUCACUGCUGCAAUGAUCCUUAGCUGCACGGUGAUGGAUUCUUCGUUGACUCUUGCACCAUUGUAUCCCUUUCCGAAUUACCAGAUCGGUGAAGCUUUAGUCGUGCCAAUCGCUUUCCAUACUGCCAUUGCACUUCUUUCUUCUUUAUUGAUUUUUCCAGAAUCAAUGCAUGCGCAGUAUCGUCAGCGUUUCCGUGCUGUCUUCUUACCUCUAGUUAGUGCCCUUAGAGGACAGCCGACGCUUCUGAAAACUUCUUCGGAUUUCUUGGGUACUGCGUUCGAAGAUGGUGUCGAGAGUUUUGCCUCGCAUGUGCAACAGGCGGAAGCUGCUCUUGGUCCACUUGCAGCUUCAAGUCGUCUGAUGAAGAAGGACGUUUCUUAUGGCCGUUUCAAACCAGGUGAUUUCAAGACCAUGCACAAACUCGCUCGGCGAAUGACUGUUCGCGCAAACGGGAUGGCAUUUUAUUUUAAGAUUAUGGAUCCAUCGAGGCAUAGGUUUCCCGGAACACCAGCUGCGACACCGAUGUAUUCAUGUCCACCAUCACGGCAAACUUCACGUCCUUCUUCACGUCCGUCGUCUCGACCUGGUUCCUUACCAUCAUCCCCAUCCACUCCAAGCAUUGAACCGCGCAGACCUGCGUCGACGUAUAGUUCAAGUAUCACACGGCGACGGCGUACCCCGUACACAUAUGCUAACGCGCAAAGUUACUUCCAGUCACAUCAUCACCCUCAUCGCCACACACGUGCAAGUGGAAGCGAGCUUUUUCAAGAGAUGCGGACUCGAGGCCCUGAGCAUGCUGUGGGUGCAUUUGAGUCACAAGCUUAUCUCAAUCUCGAAGCGCGUUUCAUGCACGCCGAUGCUGAUACUAUUCGCGCGCAAGCAAUGGGCCUUCUGGCUGAGAGUGCUCAACCCCUCCUCUUGCGCUGCGCGGAUACACUUGAAUACGUGAACGAAUGGCUGCAACGCGUGAACGAUGACAGACUAUGGAAGCGCCUCGUGAAGCGAAGCGGGGUGCGGAAGUGCGGGGAUAUUGUCGAGGAGAAUAAUGAGGUCAGAACAGAUCUCCUAGCUUGCUUGAAAGAAUUCCAAAAGAACAGACGGCAUCGCGUACUCGACUUAUACCGUGAAGUGAUUGAGGCAGGUGACGACGGAAGUCCUGGAGGGGAAGAUGUUCCACCACAUCGAUAUCUCUUCCAGUGCUACCUUUAUCAAUACCAUCUCAUUCGUUUCACAAUAAACCUCAUUGACUUUUUAGGUGAGAUAAGUAGGCUGGAGUCAUCUCGUCUCCGCAGCCACUUGUGGUUACCUACACAUCCGUUCCGAAAACUCUUUACGUGGGACAGAUGGGAUCCUUCCGACAAUAAUAUCAAUCCUGAAUAUGACGAGGAUCCAGAGCUUGUCUCAGGGAUUGAGCCAGCACCAGAAGCAACUAGUCGACUUGGAUCCUGUGCACGGCGCGAUCCAGACGCUUUACCUCCGACUAGCGCACUUGCGGUAUUCGCGAGAGCCGUGUAUUGUGCAUUCACUGCACUCGGUCAUGGAAAUUCUAUCUUUGCAUUUAAAGCUGGGUUCAUGGCAGCGUUGUUGAGCUUGCCGUGCUUUCUCCCACAGACAGUGACAUUGACAAUUGCUAAUAGAUCUGUUUGGGCUAUCGUACUUGGACAGACAACUAUUAGCAGGUUCCGAGGCGAUACUAUGUUUGGGCUCAUUUCACGUAUCUUCAGUACAUUCUUCGGAGGUGUAGUAGGGAUGGCGAUGUGGUAUGUCUCCUCCGGCAGAGGAACAGGGAAUGCAUUUGCUCUGGCAGCCGUUUCUGCAGUCUGUUUUCCCUUUUUCUUCUUCGCCAGGAUACAUUACCCAGGUCCACCGAUUAAUGUCAUCUUUUUCUUCUUGACCGCUUCGCUUGUGAUUUCGUAUUCCUGGCAGGACACGCAUUUCCCGUCGAUAACUGUUGCAGGAUUUGGGUUUGAAGUGGCAUGGAAACGUUUCCUUAUGGUGUCGAUUGGAGUGACCGUAGCCUUUAUAUUCUCCUUCCUUCCGCCCUCAACAACUCUGCGCCGCUACCUGCGCACGACAUACUCUACAACUGCGAGUCAAAUCGGUCAACUGUAUUGCGAUAUUCUGUCGUGUGUUACAGUCCGUGACAAAGUGAAGACGGAAGAGCUUGUCAAGAACCUCGCCGCCGUUCGUAUGAAGCUUAAUAGGACAAGGGCGUUACGGAAGAACGUCACCUACGAGUUCUCAUUGCAAGGGAAAUGGCCUGCGGAUCGAUACCAGAGAGUGCUCGACAUUCAAAUGGAAAUCGCGUAUCUCCUCUCACAUCUGCGUUCCGUGGAGGAACAUCUCGACCCAGAAUGGGCACGCGCAUUCUUACGAAGGACUCGUUUUAUGGAGCCAGACUUUCAAGGUGAUAUCCUAUCUGUAAUCUGUAUGAUCUCAAUCGCACUUCGCACCGGUGCUCCACUCCCGCAGAUCACUCCAUGCCCUUUGCUCGAUCGUUUUGUUACGCAUCAUGAGGAUCUUGAUGAUUAUGGUCUCCCUCGACUGCUCACUAUUGAGACACUCGAGAACGAACAGUAUCUAUAUUUCAGCGUCGGCGUUGCCACUGCAUUUGGUAUUAUAACGCGCCUCGAUAGACUAAUGCAUGCUACGAAAGAACUAGUCGGCGAACACUACCAUAUUUCCGGUAUACUCGACAUGUCGCGCAAAAAGGCAUCGGAAAAGACAUACCUCUGA
This is a messenger RNA of Fomitiporia mediterranea MF3/22, 3171 nucleotides long. RefSeq lists its product as uncharacterized. The record is from RefSeq and is a predicted model, not a curated record. The transcript is spliced from 21 exons. Lineage: Eukaryota; Fungi; Basidiomycota; Agaricomycetes; Hymenochaetales; Hymenochaetaceae. The coding region runs from base 1 to 3171 and encodes 1056 amino acids.